AAAAAGGAGAAAAGAGAUGAACGUGGUUUUUUGGGUCGCUGUGUCUGAGAAAUUAGUUAGGAAGAAGAAUAAACACAACAAAGCAGCACCUCAUUCAUUCUUCCAUCGAACACAACACUGUCUCAACAACAGUAUCAUUAUAUACAUCAAUCAAUCUUCACUAUUCAUUCACUGCGGUUGAUUUCAGAUUGAGAUCAAAUAACCCUUUUUCCAAUUUCAUCAUCAACAACAAUUAUGGACUCUGAUUCAUCUUCUUCUCAUUGGAACACUCCUCUUUCCUCCUAUUCCUCCGUUACUUCCUCCAAAUCCUAUCUAUCCGCUCUUCAAUCCCGAUCAGAUAUGUUUAUGGCUGGUACUUUUGAUGAAAAUGAUGUUAUUGUUGUUGAUGAUAAUAAUAAUGAUGAUUUGAAGGAGGAGUUUUUAUGCCCUUUUUGUUCUGAAUAUUUUGAUAUUGUUGGAUUGUGCUGCCACAUUGAUCAAGACCAUCCACUUGAAGCCAAAAAUGGGGUUUGUCCCGUUUGUUCAUCGAGGAUGGGGCUUGAUAUGGUUGCACACAUUGCCCUACAACAUGGAAGCAUACUUAAGAUGCAGCGAAAGAGGAAAUCAAGGAAAGGUGGAUCUUAUUCAACGUUGUCUUUAUUGAGGAAGGAGCUGCGAGAAGGAAAUUUGCAAUCCCUUUUGGGCGGGUCUUCACGUAUAGUGUCAUCGUCAAAUGUAGCACCUGAUCCAUUGUUAUCGUCAUUUAUAUUGCCCGUAGCUGAUGAAUUUUCUAGUUCUCAGUGUCAACCUAACUUUCUUACCGGGACAAGGCAAUCCAGAAAAAGCUCAGACGAGACUCUAUCAAAAAAAAAUGUGGAGACGCCUACCUUGUCAGUCAAGGAUAAGGAAGAAAAGGAAAAAAGAUGUGAGUUUGUUCAAGGACUAUUGCUGUCCACUUUCCUUGAUGACAUUUUAUAAAAGAAAUUCAUCUGUGAUGACUGCUGGUUGCUGCAGUGGUGACGAGCUUCUUCAAUCACAUGCGAUCCCUACAAUCUAUGGUAUGCCCUAGUGAAGUUGUGAAUGUAUUUGAUCGUUGUGAAAUAAGAUGUGGAGAAUGAAUGUAAUUUAUGUUGCAUGUGACUGAAGUUUCGAGUUCAAAUGUUUCAUUUUAUCCUUUAAUUUCAGACCAUGAAUAUUGAAUGAAAAUAGAGCAAGUUACUUUCCUACUGUACAUGACAUUUACAAUUGUGUGUGUUA
Molecule: messenger RNA, 1236 nt
Organism: Medicago truncatula (barrel medic)
Lineage: Eukaryota; Viridiplantae; Streptophyta; Magnoliopsida; Fabales; Fabaceae
Product: protein DEHYDRATION-INDUCED 19 homolog 3
Exons: 4
Coding region: 235-957 (240 amino acids)
Source: RefSeq, a predicted model, not a curated record